This is a messenger RNA of Suncus etruscus (white-toothed pygmy shrew), 4827 nucleotides long. RefSeq names its product maestro heat like repeat family member 2B (gene MROH2B). Gene Ontology annotation, cellular component: cytoplasm; acrosomal vesicle. The record is from RefSeq and is a predicted model, not a curated record. NCBI's taxonomy places the organism in Eukaryota, Metazoa, Chordata, Mammalia, Eulipotyphla, Soricidae. The transcript has 43 exons. Bases 1 to 4827 code for a protein of 1608 amino acids.
AUGACUCAGAACAUAGAGGAAUCCACAGAGAUUUUCGGAGAUAUUAACCUCACUCUUGGCAUGCUGGAUAAGGAAGAUAAUAUUAGCAAGGAAAACAUUUAUAGUCAUCUCAUUUCCAUUAUUCAGACCAAUGAAAUCUUGGAUGAUGCUAUUGUCCAGCGUUUGAUUUGUUGUUCUUCUAAGGACAUGAGAAACAACAAUAUCCUCAGAGAAAUCAGGAUGCUCGCUGGUGAAGUCUUGGUGUCUCUUGCAGCACAUGAUUUUAACUCUGUAAUGUAUGAAAUGCAAAAUAACUUCAGGAUCCUAGAGCUACCAAAUGAAUUCACUGUACUGGCCCUAGCUGAAUUGGCAACCAGCUACGUAUCCCAAAGUAUUCCCUUCAUGAUGAUGACUCUACUCACCAUGCAAACUAUGCUGAGGCUGGCUGAGGAGGAAAAAAUGAAAGAAGCUUUCUGUAUUGCCCUUGAGAAGUUCAGCAAAGCUAUUUACAAGUAUGUUAACCACUGGAGGAAUUUUCCCUAUCCCAAAUUGGAUGCCAACCGACUCUCUGAUAAGAUCUUCAUGCUGUUCCGGUUUAUAAUGGAGAGGUGGGCAACCACAAACUCUCACAUUCAAACUUUGGCCAUCAUUAAGGCUCAUGGCCCUGCAGUGGGUCUCCUGUUACAUCGAGAAGACUUGUGUGAAUAUGCCCUAGGCCAGAUACCUUGGCUCCUGAACCAAUAUAAGGACAAAGAUACUGAUUUCCAUGUUACUAAGAGUCUAAGACAAAUAUUGACUGCGAUAGUCCUUUAUGAGAUUACCCUUCCAAAGUUCUUGAGGAAACUCAUCUUUACCUGUUUACUUAGCCAGGUCUGCAGAGUUCAAGAACCUCCUGUCAAGGAAAAUGAAAUGGAAGCAUCAAGCUGUUUUCUCAUUUUAGCCCAUUCCAACCCUGCAGACCUAGUGGAAUUUUUUGAUGAACAAAUAAGAAGCAAUAAUGAAGAAAUUCGAACAAGAAUCUUGAAUUUGUUGAGACUGAUUGUCAGUAUUGAUGAGCCUAAAUUAAGAGACCACACUACUUCAAUUGAAAGAACAAUCAAAACCAUCAUGAAUGAUCUUAAUAUAAAAGUGAGGAAUUCCAUCCUCCUCCUCAUCCAAACCAUGUGUGAAAAAAGCUAUGUGGAAGCUCAGGAAGGAUGGCCUCUGAUUGAUUAUAUCUUCUCCCAGUUUGUACUUUCUAACAAGAAUCUGGAGAAACCAAAGAAGACUCACACCCAGGAGACUGAGAAGGGAGAGAUAUCUGUGAGAGAAACAAGCUUGGAGGUCUUAAAAAACUUGGAUCCUCUGGUGAUUGGGAUGCCUCAGGUGCUGUGGCCACGACUACUGACUUUUGUGGUACCUGAAGAAUAUACUGGAACUCUGGAUUAUUUGUUUAAUAUCAUCAGAAUUUUGAUUAUGGCAGAAGAGAGAAAGAGGAAGAAUGCUACGGAGUCAACAGCACUAGUACUUUCUACAGGAGCAGUGAAACUUCCUUCACCACACCAGCUCCUGGCAAGACUCUUGGUAAUAGCUAUACUCGCCGGUUUAGGAGAAUUACGUGGGGUUGGUGCAAUAGGAUUACUGAAAGUAUUGCCUGAGAUAAUUCAUCCAAAUUUGGUGGAGCUCUGGAAGACACGAAUACCUGAGCUUUUGCAACCCCUAGAAGGAACGAGUGCUAAUAUGGCAAUAUGGGAAACCAUCCUGCUCCAGUUACUCAAAGAAUCUUUGCAGACAAUCAAUGAUGUAGUUUGGACCAUUCAACUGAGUCAUGAGUUUAGCAAAGCAGAUGGAAAGUUACAGAUCAAUAUUUCCCCACUGAGAAGAAGCAAAGAGGAGUUAUUAGAAAAUACUUCCGAGGCCAGCCUUGGUGGCAGCUUAGAGAAAUUUCUUUGGAAGUCCUUGGGAACUACCUUAGCAUGCUGCCAAGAUAAAGACUUUGUAAGCUCACAGAUUAAGGAAUUUCUGACUACACCCAGCCAACUGGGGGACCAAAGACAGGGAAUAACAUCUGUUUUAGGAUUUUGUGCUGAGAAUCACUUGGAUACUGUCUUAAAGGCUCUGAAAACAUUUCAAGACCAUGAAAAGUUUUUCAUGAAUCGAUGUAAGGGUAUUUUUUCAGGGAAAAAGAGCUUAACUAAGACUGAUGUCAUACUGAUCUAUGGAUCUGUGGCUCUCCAUGCUCCCAAGCAUCAACUCCUUGACAAGCUUAAUCAAGACAUCGUAUCCCAAGUCUUGUAUCUGUAUGGUCAGUGUUGUCAGGUUCUGGGCGUGUCUGUAGUAAACAAGGACAUGGAUCUGCAAAUGAGUUUCACAAGAAGCAUCACAGAGAUUGGCAUUGCAGUCCAAGAUGCUGAAGAUCAGACAUUCAAGUUUACCUACAAGGAUGUGUUACUUGGUUACAUGCUAGACUUCAUCAGGGAUGAGCCCCUUGAUUCCUUAGCUACUCCUGUUCGAUGGAAAGCCUUAAUUGCCAUCAGAUACCUCAGCACACUGAAACCUCCACUGUCAGUAAAUGACCAUCUUAACAUUCUUGAAGAGAAUAUUCGGAGACUGCUGCCCCUUCCACCUCUUGAAAAACUUAUAAAUGAGGGUCAGACAGACAAGGACAAGGAGUAUAUUAAAUUUCUCUAUGAACGAUCCAUGGAUGCCCUAGGAAAACUGGUUAGAACCAUGAUAUGGGAAAACGAGAAUGGAGAAGACUGUGAGGAAAUGUUUGAUCUUCUCCGAAUGUGGCUUGUUUCACACAAAGACUGGGAAAGAGAAAGAGCUUUUCAGAUAGUUGCAAAAGUCUUGAUGGAUAAUGUCAAGGCACCACAGAAAUUUAAGGUUGCCUCACUUCUUGGAGUCCUUGCUCCUCACUGCUGUGAUACCCUCUCCACCAUCCGUAUGGCAGCUGCUAGCUCCACUAUUGGUCUGUUCAAAGUAAAAGGUUUUUCCCUAGAGGUAGAUCGACUGCAGACUUUGCAGGAAGGGCUGGAAAAUGAUGAUGUCCAAGUCCAUCUGAAGAUUUCUUCUAAAAUAGCAAAGAUUUUGAGCAAAUUCAUCCCAAAUGAAGAAAUUCAGACUUUCCUGGAGGAAGUCCUCGAUGGUUUAGAGACCCUCAAUCUCAUGUGUGCAAGAGCCUGUGGCAUAUGGAUGAUCACUGUCCUGAAGGAGCAGGGAGCCACUUUAGAGGAUCAGGUAUUGGAGAUUUUGAGCAUAAUUUACCAUCACAUGCCAGUCCUCCGACAAAGAGAAGAAAGUUUUCAUUUUAUGCUGGAAUCCAUCUCCCAGAUAGCCAGCUUUCAUCCAGAAGCAGUUGUUGCCAAUCUUUUACAGAAACCUCUGCCCUUUGACAGGGACACAAAGACAUUGUGGAAGUCUCUGGCUGAGAACCCAGCCUCCAGUGGUAAACUCUUGCGAACCUUAGUAGAAAAGCUGGAGAGCUACUUAGAAGAUGAUGUAGUGGAAAUAGAAGCAAUUUCAGUGGCUUGUGCUAUAUAUGAAGUGGUGUCAGCAGGCAUCUCUGUCACAAACUUGUACCCAGAACUGUUCACUGUUCUCCUGAAGCUAGUCAGCUGUUCCUUGGGCCAGGCUAUGCCCACUUCUCCCCCCUUCAGGCGCCAUCGGCGGUUGAUACAACAGGGAGAACGGCAUCAGAUAGCAGACCCCUGCAGGCUUUCAGUUGCAACUCUAAAUUCCAUCCAAGCCCAAGCCAUGAAAGAAGGCCUUGCCAAAGAAUCUGAGGAGGGGGAAAACUUAUGGCGCCUCCUCUGCAAUCCCACUACACACCACAUAGGAGUAUGUGCACUGGCCAGAAGCAUGGCAGUGUGGCAAUAUGGGGUCAUCUUGGACAUCAUGGAGCAAAUGUUUCCAUCUCUCACUUCCUCCUCAGAGAACUAUCGGAUCACAGGCACAGCUUUCUUCUGUGAGCUCAUGAAGGAGCCAGUCCUUUGGAAACAUGGGAGUCUAAGAGAUGUGCUGAUUUUGAUGGAUCAGAGUGCCUGGGACUCCAAUGUAAUUUUGAGGCAAAUGGCUAUCCGAGGGCUUGGUAAUGCAGCUUCUGGAUCUCCUCACAAGGUGAAGAAGCAUAAGCAGAUACUAUUAGAGUCUGUCAUCAGAGGCCUCUAUCACCUGGCCCGAACUGAAGUUGUCUGUGAAAGCUUGAAAGCUCUAAAAAAGAUCCUGGAGUUGCUCACAGACCGAGAUGUGAGCUUCUACUUCAAAGAAAUUGUACUGCAAACAAGAACCUUCUUUGAAGAUGAGCAGGAUGAAGUUAGACUGACUGCCAUCACUUUAUUUGAGACUUUGGCAUCAUUAACAGGAAGAAGGUGGAAGAUUUUUUUUGCUGAAGAAAUCAAAAAGAGCAUGAUUUCAUUCCUGCUCCACCUUUGGGACCCCAAUCCCAAAAUUGGAAUUUCUUGCCGUGAUGUCCUGACAGUCUGUAUUCCCUUUCUGGGUCUCCAUGACUUCUCUGGCAUGUUAGAACAUCUCUUUGAUGGUCAAGAUCCACCAAGGGCUAAAGAUUUCUAUAGAGAAUUUUGUAUGAAACUGACAAAGAAAAACAGGGAAAUUUUAUGGAUCCUUCACACACAUUCCUUCACCUUCUUCAACAGCAACUGGGAGACUAUCAGAAGUGCAGCUGUCAAACUUACAGAUGCCAUUAUUCUCAACUUGACUGGCCAAUACAUGGGAUUAUUAGACAGAGAACAAUUGACUGCACGGCUCCAAGCACUUCGGCAAGACCCUUGUAUCAGUGUCCAGAGAGCAGCCAAUAUUGCUUUGCAGACUCUUCUGAAAAGGUGUAAAGAGUUAGGCGUUCCUCCCUAA